GACAGCAGCCGUCAAUCGGAUAACUCGUUCGAUUCUUAUCUCUAUGCAAAAUAUAAAGAGUAGGUAAAGGGGGGCAAAAUAUCUCAAAUUUAAGAUCCAAGUAAAGGUAUCCAUUCAAAUAAAUAAUUAUGGCUCAUAUACAAUUUGUUGACGAAUUAGUGCGUGAAUAUUUACUGUUCAGAGGGUUCACAGCUGCGGUCAAAGCUUUCGACAGUGAUUUAAAAGCAGAUAAAGACAAAGGUUUUAGAGUGGAUAAAAUAAUUGAUCAAAUAUCACAUUAUAUUAAUGUAUCAGACCUUGCUGGCUUCAAAGAGUACUGGUCUCAUCUCGAUGCAUUAGUAUUCUCUAAAUUAGAGAUUCAUGUACAACCAGCUGUCCGAAAAUUGGAGUAUAGCCUAUACAAGUUGUACUUAGUGACUGCCACUCAGAGUGGGGGUGGGGUGCGCAAUGAGAAGGUUGCAGAGUUCUUCUCCAAGAUGCUGCCGGAACUACAAGGGCAGAGUGAAUGGAGGGAGUGGUUCAUGUUGCCAUACAUCCAAAAGCCGGAAGAGAAUGUAUCCUUCAGCCUGUACUUCACACGAGUGUGGCAGGACAGUGUGUGGGUCUCCCUACAUAACCUGCUUGCGACCGUGUUCCAGUGCAUGCCACAGCCCACACUCACCAGCUAUGAGAGUGACGCUGCUAUGGUUAAGAGGCUGCAAGAUGAAGUUACCGCUUUCAGGGGCAAGACACAACAAUCAACUGAGAAAACGUCACCCAUCGGCCACCAGUCUCGCCUCUCCCAAUACUCAGAAAGACUAAGCGGGCCUAUGGCCCUCGUCGACGACUUCUGUGCGGUGCCAUCCGAGCAACUGGACAGCGGAGUCCGAGAGGCGAAGGGGCUCCGCGGCCUCUUGCGACAGAUGGGCGGCAGUCCUGUCAUGGGACGAAAGUCUGGAAGAUCUCAAAGUCAAAACUGAUUUUAAUAUGUGAUAAUAUAAAUGGUAUCUUUUUAUAUAUGGGCAUUAUUUUGUCUACAUGCUCAGUCUAACAAUUUUAUUAUGGGAGCAACCCCGAAAUCAGAAAGUAAUAAAAAGUCCAUCCAUACAUCCAUCAUACAUAUUUGAUUUUAUAUGUUACAGCUGAUACUUUUUUCGCAAAUCCCACGCGAAAAAAUGGUUCAGUGUCAUGGACUGAGCAUGUAGACCAACUAAUGCAAAUGUAUAAAUUUACAUUGUAUAGAUAUAGUUAAUGAGUGUUUUUAGGGAGAGGCGUGUGUUCCCGCCCUAAAAAGGACCACUCCAUAUGCUCCUAUAGUCGUACGACGCGACUAUAAAGGGAGUCUUGGCAGAUGACAGGCAACAAUAGAAUUCCCAAGAAGGUUGACGUCAGGCAAGCGGGAAAAUUCCGCUCGAAUCUUUUAAAUUGUAAUUUUUAUUUUGUACGCUGACCCCGGGUUUCGCGGCGUCACAGCCCCAAAUGCAAGCGGAACAUGCGAAGAUGAGGUAGAGUAUAUAAGUUAUUACGCGGCUUUAGAGUAUAUAGCCAAUGUUGAUCUUAAUAGGUAAUUUAAUUUGUAAAUAUGUAACAUUCCUAUGUGUUCGAAUCGGUUUGUGAUUGAGUGUUAUAAAUAUAAAUGUUGAUUUUGAAUAAAUUGUAUGAUGUGAUUUUGGGUUUGUUAAUAAUUUCCAAAACAAAGUCGUGUUUGGAAGCUCUUGUGAUCCUGGAUCACAGAAAAAUACCCAUAAAUAGAGGAAAUCCAUAUUA
Plodia interpunctella (Indianmeal moth) is the source of this 1746-nucleotide messenger RNA. RefSeq lists its product as uncharacterized. Gene Ontology annotation, molecular function: phosphatidylinositol 3-kinase inhibitor activity. The transcript has 4 exons. Lineage: Eukaryota; Metazoa; Arthropoda; Insecta; Lepidoptera; Pyralidae. Bases 129 to 959 code for a protein of 276 amino acids. The record is from RefSeq and is a predicted model, not a curated record. Gene Ontology annotation, cellular component: late endosome membrane; early endosome membrane; extrinsic component of endosome membrane. Gene Ontology annotation, biological process: early endosome to late endosome transport; negative regulation of phosphatidylinositol 3-kinase/protein kinase B signal transduction.